AUGGAUGGCGAGGACCAAUACUGUGGUUCCAACUACUAUGGCCUGGGAAUGUAUGAGGUGGAUAUGAAUGUUGAAGAGCAAGGUGUCGCAGUGGAAGCCGCAAAAGCAGGAAGUGGCCACUUUGGUGAAAAUGUAGGCCUCUUCGAUAACAAGAAGCUCGAGAGUGACAUGAUCCAGGAAGGCGAUGUAGGCCUUGUGGGUCACGGCAGUAGCCUGGAGCCCCGGCGACAGCCGCAGCCUAUGGAGAGGGAAGAAUUGGCUGCAGUGGUUCCGCUGCCCCGACGCAGGCGUCCUCGAAUCCAAUACAAGUUCUCAAAGUGGCAGUUGCAGGAACUGGAAAGUCUUUUCCAAGAAUCUCAGUACCCUGAUGUGCUCAGCAGAAGGGAACUUGCAAGACGUGUAUAUGUGGCUGAAACCAAAGUGCAGGCUUGGUUUAAGUAUAGGAGAGCCAAGCAUAGGAAAUAUAUGAGGGAAACCCUCCUGAGAAAUGCACCUACUUCUACCCAGCAUGAUGAUGAUGCCAUGAUGGAGGGGCCCUAG
Molecule: messenger RNA, 540 nt
Organism: Sciurus carolinensis (gray squirrel)
Lineage: Eukaryota; Metazoa; Chordata; Mammalia; Rodentia; Sciuridae
Product: rhox homeobox family member 1-like
Exons: 3
Coding region: 1-540 (179 amino acids)
Biological process (GO): regulation of transcription by RNA polymerase II
Molecular function (GO): DNA-binding transcription factor activity, RNA polymerase II-specific; RNA polymerase II transcription regulatory region sequence-specific DNA binding
Source: RefSeq, a predicted model, not a curated record